This is a messenger RNA of Cherax quadricarinatus, 4755 nucleotides long. NCBI's taxonomy places the organism in Eukaryota, Metazoa, Arthropoda, Malacostraca, Decapoda, Parastacidae. The record is from RefSeq and is a predicted model, not a curated record.
UGAGAGUUUAGUGGUUGCAUUUUUUCUUAAUUUAUUAUCAAUUACUCUGUUGUUAGCUUGUGGCCGGAGCGAGAGAAGUGGUGAACUGCAUGCUGGGGGACCCAACGUUGCUGCGGCCAGACCUUGCUCUCUCCAAGAUGCUGGGGGUGGAAGACCGCAAGCUGCCUGUGUUGGUGUGGACACAACACCAGCGUGAUGUGGGCGGGGAGGUGGUGAGUGCCGCCCGUGUCAGCGGCCUAGCCGGCAUCACCAGGGUCGUUGUGGCACCCAUACAGUGCAAGGUUAGUGGUGGCGGCGCCGGGGAGGCGGGCGUGCCGCCCCUGGCCACCGUGCUGGCCAACGCCGUGCAGCAGGGAGGCUGGGUCCUCGUGCAGGGAGCAGAGUCACCUGCCGUGCUGCCCACCCUGCUGGCUGCUAUGACCUCCCUAGGCUCCCCAGAUGUCAAGGUUCACGACGAUUUUCGGCUGAUAGUGACGGUGGGUGUGGGGAAGGAGGAGCCAUCGGAUCUAAUACUGCUGGCACGCCCACUCUACGCCCACCCAGCCCACACCCUCCCCGCCACCCUUACCGCCCUUGCUGCCCUCAUCAACGGACACCACUACCGCCACCACUAUCUAGGCUCGUCGUGGAGACGGGCGGUGUGGCAAGUGGCGACAGCUCAUACCAUCAUCAUAGUCACUCGUUACUGGCACUCUCAUCCACCCCCUGCUGCCACUCCACAUCCACCCACUCUGACGCCCAGGACUCAGGUGGCCUCAACGCGUCCUCCUUCAUCCCCCACCCCUACCCGUGCCACAGGCGAGCCCGGGAAGGAAACAACAGGCUACCAGGGCCUUGACGGUCACCUCAGCUUGGAGGAAGUGACUGUCACUUGGUCAUGUCUCACCAAGCUCUCACUUGAACGAUCACUCGAUGAUGAAACUCUCGUCCAGUUCUUAGGAGUGAUGUACGGACGGCGGGAGGCAUGGCAAGAGGCAGUGUGCACCCUGCCAAGGGAAGUGGGGUUGGUGUCCAAGGAAGCUGCUCUCAGCAUAGUCUCAGCACACCUCACAGCUUGUCUGCAGGAUCUACACAACCUCACGCUGGACGUGGAAUACCGGGCCUUCCAAGAAGACCUCACUGCCAUCGCUAGUGAUAUCUUUCCUCCAUCGCCACCUGCUGAGGAUGAAUGAGACCUUUUUUUAUUUUCAUUUACAUGAAUAAGUGAAUCUUUCAAAGCAUUUAAAGCUUCUCCUGGUUUAUAUUGCCGAUGUCUUCUUUCGUAUAUUAUCACCUGAUUAAUUUAGCGAAUUGAUUCCCAUGCCUGUUGUACUUUAUCCUUGGUUCACUGACUCCAACCGUGAAUGACCUUAUUAUAGCUCCACAAGUCACAGUUUUUCAGGACCACUAUUCCAUUCGAUGUGACGGAUGGAUUAGCCCCCUCCCUCCCAUCUUUUACCUUUUUUUUCUGUUUUCUGCCAGUUAAUUGUCAGGAUACAACACAAACAAACGAACCAAAUGAAGGUGUAACAUACAUUAUUGUAAUUCAUGUUUUUUUUAAUCACCCUUAUUUGUUAACCUAUGCUAAAUAUUUGAGGAAAAUAUCAAAUUCCUCUAUAAUGCAUUUGAAAUGUGAGCGCGCGCGCGUGUAUAUGUAACUACGAAUAGAUUUUCCUGGUGGGAUCUAAGAUGAAUAAGGAACAGAAUACCAGAGCCGUCGUAAAUAAUUUCAUUUACUCUCCAAACAUCAUCAAUCAUGCAAACAUUGAUGAUCAUCAAACUUCAUCAUCAGUGCUAAAACAGUUUAGGAAUAGUUGCCAAGCAGAAUAACUGGUCUCUAUAUAAUGCCAAAGUGUAAGAUAAUUUCAGUAAUGCACAAAUGUACUUAAUGUAGCUUCACUUCCAAUUACGCGUUCUGUUAAUUCACUAAGACAAUUAAAUACAUUGGAAAGCGCUACACCCAGAGCGGGUCAUAGCGCCUAAGAAUGGGUGGUAAUUUCAAUUAAUUCAGGGAAAAGGAGGGUAGGCUUAAUUUCUAGGAUAAAGAAUCUUUCACUAGUAUCGACUCUCCUAUCAUGGAGGGUAAUACACCCAAAGAAUAGUAUUUCAAACUUUUAUUGAUUUUAGUUAUUCAGUGAUUAUAGCUUCCUUGCAAAACAUUGUGCAAUCUAAUAGUAUUUAUCUUUAACUUCAUGAAGUACCUUUCAGUUAGCUAUAAGGUAACUGAUAAUAAAAUCAGUAACUACAGUUACUGAUUUUAUAUAUUUUAUACUGAUAUUAUAUUGAGUAAAUUCUCGAAAGUCCAGCGUUUACUAGCGCGCUCCACUAGGCUUUCCUUGUUUAGCAAACAACACAAAUUCCAAUAUACAUGGCUUAGUGACUCGACUAGCCCACACGGGAGUGAGGGCUGGUGGACUUACUAAACCAAACCAACAAGGUUAUUAAGAACACUGAUUGCUUUUCCUACUGCAGCGGAAUAAUAAGCCUUUUAAGAUUCUUUAAGUGCGAGAUGUUCACGAUGCACGCUCGUUCAUAUUCAUGUGUAAAACUGUUUAAAUAACAUGUUUCGAGUUCGUAUUUAUUGUUGAAUUUCUGUGAAUAAGUUGGGGAGAGGAAAAGAGGGGGAAUGAUAGAUCUACAAUGAUUCAAGGCUCAAGUGUCUUGGUGCAAAGAAUGUGUCGGACUGGAGGCUGAGGUAAACGUGCGUAUACUAUUUUUUUUUAUUUAAAACAAUACAAUACAUUAAAUAGAUGAAAGAACCUAGUAUCAGUUCUUACCCCGAAUUAUAAGUUACAUUGUCAAGAUACACACAGACGUUUAACUCUGUGCUGACACAAACUGUCCCUCAUCCCCUAUACAUUAUAUCCCAUGCACCUAUGUUAAGCAAGAUUACACAAGACUACAUUACAAUAAGCAUUAUAAUUAUUAUUAACAAAGAAGCACCAAACCUACAAUAUGCAUUUAUUUUCCACUUUGUUAUUUAUAUAUUAUGAAUCCUUCAUAUAUAAAUGUACAUAAACAAAUACACGUACAACAAGAAACAACACGAACUAUAAGGAAUGGUUCCAGUACUCAAUCUAUUGGGUUACACACUGUAAGAAAUGACAGUAUAACACUUUCUUUAACUUACACAACAGAUACUCACCCACUCCUGAGAGCAAUUAUAAGAAUGAACAAAACAAAAUUACAGUACCCCUCAAAAAGUAUACUUUCACUGACCUGAAUAUACAAAUAAACCCCGUUCUUCUGACCUUUAAUAUACACAACACACCACACGAUUAUGACAUUGUCCCCUCAUAAUUGAAUAUUAAACAACAUAUGCAAUUGUACACUUUUGAUUACAAGGAAAAUGUGUGUGCUGUCUCGAUUGCCAUUACAUCCUACACAACACCAUUCACAACUCGCUACUGACGAUCACAUCGUCCAAUAUAGACAUUCGUAUGGAUCUAGAUAAUUCCGUGCGCACACCGACCACCCUGCUGGGUGAAGUGUGCUGCUUCCUGUUAUCUCCCAGAAACCUAAAAGUAAUAGACACUAAUUCAACGCUCUAAAACAAGUGGCACCUUUUUACUCAGAAAUGUAGAAUAAAACACCUAAAUGCAGUACCUACAUGACACAAUAAAGUUAACUACAAAUACAGCUAAUACACAUACUCCUCAACAGGCAUUACACUUGCAAUAUAUAUUAUGCCAACAGUCACGUUACAGACACUUGUAAUAAUUAUACUCUAAAUCCAAAAUAUUAUUAUGAUAAUCAAAAAGAAGCGCUAAGCCACAAGGGCUAUACAGCGCUAAUACAAAAAGCAAUCCUGAGAUUAGCUUAUAUGUAGUUCAAUUUCACAAUGGAUACUUAUAAACAAAUGAUAUUCCUCACCUUAAUGUAUAUUUGGUAAUCAUCUUAUGACUAAAAAGCUGUCACCCACCAUAUUCUCCUGUCCAAAUAUGCACUCACACACACGUAUACUUUUAUAAAUACAUCUAUGUAUAUUUCCGUACAUAUGCACACAUAUAUAUGUACACACUCACGCACCUACAUAUUUAUGUAAACAUACCCCUCAAGGAAGGUUCCUUGAUGUUGGUGAGGGGCUCUUGAUUUAGGGAAUUGGAUCUGUGCUCCAGUUCCCCGAAUUAAGCCUGAAUGCCUUCCACAUCCCCCCCCCCCAGGCGCUGUAUAAUCCUCCGGGUUUAGCGCUUCCCCCUUGAUUAUAAUAAUAAUAUGUAAACAUACGUUUCCAUCUCUGCCCCAUCAUAGCCAAGGAAAAACACCUUGAAUCAAUGAUGUCACACAAACAGCGUAAUACGCUUUCCCCUCACGCACUCUUCCAUAUAUUACCCAAUAUUAUACGUACCUCACCUGUUGUUAGGUAAGACACAUAUGCAACAGUUAGGUAUCUUUAUUUCGGUAUUUUAUACCAUUUUAACGUACCUCACCUACAUUCUUGCCAACUCACACCCACACGCCUCAUAACGGGAGGCUAGCCCGUUGCUUCCCAUUGACCUACAAAGUCCAUAAAUCACACAGCCGAAAAUUCCUAUAACCCUCUGCAAAUUCAGUGUUCCAUCUCCUACCAUAUACUUCCCGAUUGGGGCACUUAGAUCUGUAAAAUGUCGCCGCUAGCACCUUUAUCCUUUCACCCGCUCGUACAUCUCUCAUUGCCCAUGAUGUAAACACGAAAUCAGUUACCAGAUAUGCCACUGUGUUUUUAACCUGCGCUCCCACCCCUUCAAUAUCUAAACUUAACACUCGCAAUACCUGCAACCCACCCCCUCCCAUAAA